Molecule: messenger RNA, 3701 nt
Organism: Penaeus indicus
Lineage: Eukaryota; Metazoa; Arthropoda; Malacostraca; Decapoda; Penaeidae
Product: glycoprotein 3-alpha-L-fucosyltransferase A-like
Exons: 4
Coding region: 656-2389 (577 amino acids)
Cellular component (GO): membrane
Molecular function (GO): fucosyltransferase activity
Source: RefSeq, a predicted model, not a curated record
CGAUCAGUAGUUUUCGUAUCACUGUUGUCUUCCCCUUUCCUAUAAUGAUACGAAUAACAAGCGAUAUGUCUGCUAGUAAAAAAAAUAGAUAAUAGAAAAUAUCAUGUGAAGAGAACCGGUGCGUCGAAGCUUUAGACGAAUAUUUAAAGGAGACGAACCACUCACCUGGUUCUGCGUGGUCCUCGGCGGCCAGUGUCGGGCGGCGAGGCGAAGGGAGAGCUUGGUGACCGUGUCUUCGUGGCGGUCGCAUUGAUCCAGCGGCGAGGACUCUUGCGGAAGUAGAUUAAAGACAAUAAUGAAACACGAUACUGAAUGUGAUGAUUGGUGUAGAAAGUAUAUAUUGUUGAACAUCGUAGGAAAGAAAAAAAAAUACUAAUUACUAAUUAUAUAAUAUGAAAAUCACGUCGUAAAUUGCUAUUAGCAAGUAAGAAAAGCGAAUGUUAAAAUGAAAAAACAGUGACAAAGAAGACGGAAAUCCUUUACAAAGAUAGAACAACCGUUCUGUGUAAACCAAGCUAGACGAGAAACGCAUCUCUGCCACUCGGUUGUGAUAUGUUGACCCUCCCUCUCUCCCCCUCCGUGUGCCGAUAAAUUACGAUAACUUUUUCUACUCUUUUUUGUUAAUGGUCGUAUCCGAAGCCAGUACUUCCUCGUGAUGGGGAGGCUGUGGAGACUCCUGCGGUCGUGUCGGCUGCGGUGGAGCCUGGCGCUGGUCCUCUGCGUCGUGGGCGUCCUCAACCUCCUGCGUCCCUUCGACCAGGGAUCUAGGGUGACCUCCAGAAUCCUCAUGGAGCACAACUCCGGCAGCUCAAUGAGAGAGGGCGCACUUCCGCACCUGAGGACCCCGGUGGGCGAAGGCAGCACCAGGAGGAAAGUGAUCGUUUUGCCGCGGCUGCAGGGCCACGGGGAGAUGACCUCACCGCCCGCGGUCAAGAAGGAGCUAAGUCUCGGGGUCAAAGAGGAAGAGAACUCCGCCCGGGAGGUGCUCGACGGAGAGGUGGCAGGGAGGGACGGGGCGACGCUAGAGCAGAGGGACGGGGGCGGCGCAGCCAGAGCAGAGGGAGAAGACGUGACUGCGCUCAAGGGCGAAGGACACCCCGAAGACGCCAACGCCGCCCAUGAGAUUCACUCCGGCGAGCCAGAGAUCCAGCAGCCAGGGCAGAGGGUGGAGGAAGAGACGAAGGAUGAGGAAAAGACCCAGAAGGAGCAAGAAGACAUCGAGAUGAGCUUCCAUCAGCUCCCGCCGCAGCAGGGAGAAGACGUGGCAGCGAACUGGAGAAACUUGAGCGCUGAUGAGCUGGGCAGGCUGUCCGUGCUGGGGCGGCGGCUGUACCUAGGCGAGCGUACCGGCACGCCCAAGGCAAGGAACUUCACCAUCCUCAUGUGGAAGACAGGGCGCAGCGUGGAGAGGCGCUUCCUCAAGCAAUACGGCAAGGAAAAGAAGGACCCCUUUGCGCAUUGCUCUGUCAGAAACUGCGAAAUCACGUACGAGGACGCGGCCGCCAGCACCGCCGACGCCAUCCUGAUCCACCUGCACCGCACGAAGGGCCCGCAGGAGUUCCCCGCCCGCGCCAAAGCCUCGCAGCGCUGGAUCUGGCUGUCCGACGAGAGUCCGUAUCACACCUUCAUGGUCGCCAAGGACAAGGACCUCAGCCAUUACAACGGGUACUUCAACUGGUCCAUGUCCUUCAGGAUGGACAGCGACAUCCCCGUGCCCUACGGAAGGACCAUCAGACUCGCAGAAGGCGAAGAACCCAAAGAUCAAUUAGAUUAUUUCAGUACAAAAUCGAAGACCGUGGCCAUCAUGGGAUCCAACUGCGGCGGUUGGAAUAACAGGUGGAAGUAUGUGAAGGAACUCCAAAAAUACCUCAAGGUGGACGCCUACGGGAAGUGCGGGACUUUCAAAUGCCCGGGACACUUCACCAAGGACUGCACUGACCUCAACGAUUAUAAAUUUUACUUGGCCUUCGAGAACGGUGAUUGUCGAGAAUAUAUCACGGAAAAGGUCUGGUGGAAUGCCCUUGGCAAGGGAGCAGUCCCUGUGGUGAUGGGAGGACCUGUGGACUUCUACAGGAAGAUCCUACCUCCGAACUCCUUCUUGCACAUCGACGACUUCGAAACGCCCAGAGACCUCGCGAGGCAUAUGUUAGCGCUGGCCACAGAUCGCCAGGCCUACAACCGCCUUCACGCCUGGAGAUCGAAGUACCGGAUCGCCAACGAGCAUGGGUAUUUUGGAUCUCCGGUUUACCAUUACUGUCGGAUAUGCGAGGCCCUGAAUUACAACGAUCCGAAGCCAAAAGUCUAUAAUCGGAUGCAGGAAUUUUGGAAUAAACAGACGCAGUGUUUCCCGCCGACGUGGGAAGACCGGUUGAAAAGAACAGAGGGUUGAUCACGUGGUUUUGUGUAAGCUUUAUCAUCCUUCAUUCUGUGUCUACCGGUGUAUAUAUAUUUUUUAAAUUGUCUUUAUCCUCUUUUCUCAUAGUCUUCCUGUUAUCUUUUAUGUAGAGUAAUUCGCCGCUUCAGUGAUUCUAAGAAACUGAAUUAUCUCGAGCAGUGUUACCCAGCCAAAAAGUUCAGUCUGUAUAAUUAGAGUCUGUUCUCGUUGAGUGCAGACCCCCCCCCCCCCCACCCUCACUUCCAUGUUCGCCACUCCAGUUUCCACCCCCUGGUAUCUGAAACACACGACCCCCUAUCCACGAUUUGCUGCUUGGGAAUGAAGGGGGCUGCAAGACGGUAGAGAGAGUCACGGUCGAAACUCUUUGUCUGAGAUUCGAAUACCGUCUCGAGUGGCCAUAUCAUGUGAUCCUGGUUGUUUCAAUGCUCCAUUCACGACGCGACUUUUGUCCGUGACUACCUCAUUGCUAUUGUCGCCGUCACUGCCCAACUUCCCCAAAUGCAUCCAUUGCAUUCAAGUAUACUCCACCAUUUCACUCUCAAGAUGUACGACAUAUUUACAGUAUAGUUUUUUUUCUCUUUUUUGUAAGGAAGUCUCCACUCGGGAAAACAUUUCUCUUCACAUAUCAAAGUACCUUUACACACAGUAGUUUACCUUUAAAGAUGAGUAUAAUUUAACUGUAUAUUUUUACUCGUGACUUUAUGGUAACAGGUAAUAGGUAUGGGUGAUUAAAUAUUGAUAAUGAUACUAUUACUCUUGGUCACUAUAUUUUGGUAAGUGAACGAUGUACAUACGAUGCUUCGAUAUUCUCCAAUUCAAACCACUGUUUUUUUUAAACAUGGUCCGAGCAGUGUUAUUUCUGUCUUCUUUAUUUUCCCUCCUGAUUUCUUGGUUCAGGUUUGUUACACUGUAUACUGAAUCCGCCAAUGACUAGAUAAUAGUUAACGAAAAAUGCGCGUGUUAAAGUGGACAGAAAAUAUUUAUGAACGGUCGAACAUGUAACUGAAAACGGCAGUUAGCUGAAGUUAAAAAAAAAUCUCAAUAUCUGCAGAGUAAGUAGGACAAGAAGUGAAAUGUUUGAAAAUAAUUGCAAUGUGGAAUGAACUAGCCUGCAAUAUUUGUGUCGGUGUAAGGGGCGUAACGUCAUCCUUGAAACUACGAUAGUCCGCCUUCAUGAUUGACUAAUCUUUAUAUAUGUAAACUUGUUCCGUCGUAAUAGCAUAUUCCGUCAUUGUGUGUAUGUCUGUGUGUGUGCGCGCGCGUGUAUAUACAGUGUAUAUGUAUAUAUGAAUAUAUAUAUAUAUAU